AUGAAGAAGCAAGAAGCAAUACUACAAGAAAGCAUCCAGACUUCAUCUGCACCACCAACGGCCACCUCAUCUCAACCUUCCGCAUCCGCAUCUCCUACCCAUGAAUUCUCCUUCACCAUCUCCCUCCAUCCGCACCCAGCACAAAAAUCGCAACAAGAUGGUUAUAACUCCGGCAACUACGAUGAUAGUAACCACCGUAAACAUGGUAACACCACAACACCACCAUCGGAACCAUUGACUGCUAUCGACCUUUCUCCGGCGGAUGAUAUCUUCUUCCAUGGCCACCUCCUUCCUCUCCAUCUCCUCUCUCAUCUUCCCAUAUCCCCUCGUACAUCGACAACUUCAAUGGAUAGUUUUACACUCCCAACGAAGGACAUCCUAAAGGACCAACAUAACCCCAUUGGAAACACUAGCUUCCAUUAUCACCACCGGAACACGUUCUCAGAGUUCAACAUGACCAGCAACAAUGUCAAUCAAAUCAGACCAAAGUCCAAAUCUUUCUCGUUGUUUGGUCGUAACAAAGGAAAAAAAGGAUGCGCUGAUGAAAGAGAAAGAGAUCACGAAGACCAAGAUAAAGAAAGAAACAACAAUAAUUCCAAGAAGAAGCUGAAAUUAGAGGUGGCUCAACUUAUCAAGAGGUACAUGAAAAUGGUAAGGCCAUUGUUGUCGUUUCCGAAGGCGAAGAGGUCAAAUAAUGAAUUUAACCGGCAGCCACUUUCUUUUUCCGGCAACUUGCUGAGCUCCAAAAGCAGUUUGCCGCUCCAGGUGACUAGAGGUGGUGGGCGGAGAGGCGAGUUCUCAGCCCCAGCGUCCAUGAGAACUUCUCCGGCAAAUAGUGGAAUACUUCUUGCUUCAGGAACUGUGAGUCCCGCGAAAAGCACAUCGAGUGAUAGCACCAUGGAAGAGUUACAUGCUGCCAUUCAAGCUGCUAUUGCUCAUUGUAAGAAUUCCAUUGCCAUGGAAGACAAAAUUCAAGCAUAA
Messenger RNA from Lactuca saligna, 981 nucleotides. The record is from the annotation of a GenBank genome assembly. NCBI's taxonomy places the organism in Eukaryota, Viridiplantae, Streptophyta, Magnoliopsida, Asterales, Asteraceae.